Messenger RNA from Brienomyrus brachyistius, 8174 nucleotides. RefSeq lists its product as uncharacterized. Gene Ontology annotation, biological process: positive regulation of transcription elongation by RNA polymerase II. Gene Ontology annotation, molecular function: protein binding. The record is from RefSeq and is a predicted model, not a curated record. Bases 264 to 7745 code for a protein of 2493 amino acids. The transcript is spliced from 6 exons. NCBI's taxonomy places the organism in Eukaryota, Metazoa, Chordata, Actinopteri, Osteoglossiformes, Mormyridae.
AUGGUGCUGAACAGUCAGUUUGCAGACAGACCCGCCGCUAGAAGGCGUCUGCGCGGCGGCCCUCUGAGGACCUACUGCGGCUGUUCGGGUAGUGGUUUAUCGUUAAAGAGAGAAAAAUAAUUUAAAUAUAUAUUAAACUUUAUUUUAACUUGUACCGUUUUAGCCAGUUAUUCACGUAGUUCCAAAGCUGAUUUUAUUUCGGAGAUACUGGCAUUUGCUUAACUAGAAAACGACUAAUUAAGGAGACGAGGGCAGGGACACGGAUGUGGAGGUACCGCAAACCCACUUUUCAGCUGCUGCUCCUGGAGGAGCUGCAGAGGCAGCAGAGGAGCAGCAUACUGUGUGACACCAUUUUGCAAGCUGAUGGUAUAUCUGUUCCGGCACACAGCUGUGUCCUCUCUGCCAUCAGUCCCCAAUUUUCCCGUACACUCUCUGCUGCCCCACCCCUGCCGCUUGGCCAAAGCCACCUGCUGCAGUUCCCGGCAGUCAGAGCCCACACUCUUCUAAAGCUGGUGGGCUUCCUGUACUCGGGAGAACUGGAGGGUUCGGGGGAGCGUGAGAGAAAGGAAUUGAUCACUGCUGCCUGGAAAUUGGGCAUUGAGGGUCUAGAGGAGGUUGGCAGGAAAGAGGGAGAGACGCUGGAGAAGCAUAACGGCAGAGUGACAGAAGAUGCGAAGGACUGUGAAGACGAUAGCGCUGAGGUCAAAGAGUUGGGGAGAAGAUGGGAGGAAUCUGAAGGUCUGAUCGAGCAAGCAGAUGGAACGAGGGGGCCUGGCAUGGUGAAAGACAAAGGUAUGCAAACUGAAUCUCCAAAAAACAGACAAGGGGUUUGCUGGAUGACAGGAGUGGGAGACAGUGGAGGAGAGGACCAGGACAUGAAUAUAGAGAGCAGUUAUGUGCCCCUGCUCAAGAAGGCAACGGACAGUGAGAGCCAGACUGGGGUCAGUGGAAUGACAGUAGGUGGGGUAGACAUGGAAACACAGACACAUGUGUCUGUCCUGAGAAUCAGAGAGACAGACACAGGUACACAGACUGAUAUACCUGUCUGGAUGGACAGAGAGAGAGAGACUGGUACACAGACAGACGUACCUGUCUGGAUGGACAGAGAGAGAGAGACUGGUACACAGACAGACAUACCUGUCUGGAUGGACAGAGAGAGAGAGACUGGUACACAGACAGACGUACCUGUCUGGAUGGACAGAGAGAGAGAGACUGGUACACAGACAGACGUACCUGUCUGGAUGGACAGAGAGAGAGAGACUGGUACACAGACAGACAUACCUGUCUGGAUGGACAGAGAGAGAGAGACUGGUACACAGACAGACAUACCUGUCUGGAUGGACAGAAAGACAGACACAGGUACACAGACUGAUAUACCUGUCUCAGUGGACAGAGAGACAGACACAGGUACACAGACUGAUAUACCUGUCUCAGUGGACAGAGAGACAGACACAGGUACACAGACUGAUAUACCUGUCUCAGUGGACAGAGAGACAGACACAAGUACACAGACUGAUAUACCUGUCUCAGUGGACAGAGAGACAGACACAGGUACACAGACUGAUAUACCUGUCUCAGUGGACAGAGAGACAGACACAGGUACACAGACUGAUAUACCUGUCUCAGUGGACAGAGAGACAGACACAAGUACACUGACAGACUUAUCUGUCUGGAGGAAGCGACGGACAGAAGCAGAUGAUGGUGAUACCUCCAUUUUGCCCCUCCCCCCAAUGUCAGCAUGCUCCACUCCCAGCUCUGAAUGGACCUGGGCUGACCCCCAGUCAACAAGAUUCCCCGCCCCAUUACUACCCAGCGCCAAGCCGCUGGCUUUCUGCGCAGCCUCAUGGCCCCUGCAGUUGAGUCAGGUGUCUGGUGGCCCACUGCGCGACAGGGAGGACGCCAGUGCGCUGUUGCCUGCAGGGGAAGGUGUUGCUCAGCUGGCGAAUGCUGGUCAUGUGACACACAGACAUAAGGCCUGCUUUGUCACUCCCACCCUGGUCGGUCAUACAGUCGCUGAUAAUCCCAUCAUGAACAUCAAAUUUGACAAAAGUUCUUCUCUCCCAGCUUCAGUUGUUACACACCCUCCGAGCGACACCGCCCCCCCUGAAGCCCCAUUUACAGCUAACACCACUGCUGAAACAGAUGAAAAUUCUCCCACCCCAAGUGUUAGUACCCCUGCUGUUCCCGCUACUUCUGCUCAUUCUGUUCACCAUUCAGAUACAGUUGCCCCUGCACCAUUGAUUAUUGCCCCAACUUCAGAGAUCAUCGCCGGUGAUACUGCGGCUGCUGAGUCAGCCUCUCUGGUGGUCACAGCCGGUGUGUCUGGUGGGUCUGACGUCCGUCUGCUCAGUGUUUCAGAGGCUGCUCGCAGCUCUUCCUCAGCAGCAGCAGAUCUGUCUCCUGAUGCCCCAGUUGCCGAGGCGAUGGCUCAACACUGCAUGGCAUUGCCCACAAAUCCACCACGCAUCUCGCUUCCACACACAGCUCUUCUGCCUCCGUCUGGAGAUUGCUGCUCAUCACCUCGCACUCUUCUGAGCAUCCCUCAGGGGGCCGAUUUGGAAGUCCCUGGUGGAAGAACCAUUCGAUCGUCUACCUCCCCCGUCUGCAUCCUGUCCCAGGGGCUAUGUGAUUGUCCGCUAAUCCCUGCUGCCUCUCCCAUGCUUGCUCAGGUGGAAGAGCAUCACCCCCCCCAAAUCCCUUCCUUUCCUUCAGUGCAGGCAGGGAUGGACUUCCAGGGGGCCAUUGCCACCGUACAGAAGAAUACAAGUGGACAUUUUGGAUCCGGGGGUGGAAAGAUUGUCGGAGAUGGUGUCCCGGGACUGGAUGCAGAGCAGAACAGGGAAUUUGAGCGGUUUGAGGGCAACAUUGUAGGCUUUAUCAACUACUUCCUGAAUCCAAACUCAUCUCAAGAAGAGAGCGCCCAUGCUGGGGUAGGGAAGAGCAAUGUUACCGGGCACCGGGAAAUGGCACCUAGUGGGCCGAGGAAGAGAGGGAGGCCGAGGAAGAGAGGGAGGCCAAGGACGACAGGGAUGGUCAGGACAGAGGUGAUAGCGGAAGGGGAGCGAGGAAAUCCAUCCUCACUGGGAAGGGGCUGUGGAAGAGAACGUAUAGAGCUCAGGCCAAGGAGUCCACAGAAAGCUGUCAGUAUAGUGCCCAGGAGGGACCGGGGGCGAGGCAGGGGGGGUGUCAGGGUUGGGGUCAGAAGCAGACAGCAGCCAAUCAAGAUGAGGCUGAGGAAACAACCUGAGGGAGGGGUGUGGGAGAUCGUGGAUGCGAGGGCGGAGGCUUUCAGAGCUCCAACACGAAGAAGGGGACGACCAUGCAAAGGGGCCGUUGAGAGACAGGCAUACGCUCAGGACGUAUUCCCAGUCAUAAAGAGGCAGAGGGGUCAGCACAGGGUCCACCCCUUCCGAAUUUCCUCUCUUCCCAGUCAGGUUUUCAGUGCCUUUGUCUCUCUGCCUGAUCUUGCAGAGCUGUCCACAUACCAGUCUCCCUUUCUGUCCGCCCGUGGCUGGCACCCCCUGCAGGCCCAGCCCCGAGCUCCGCUGCCCCCACCCUCCCCACAGGCUGCCCCCGAGGAGUCGGCCGAGCAGUUUGAGAAGCUCCUGGAUGAUAUGGUGGGGCUUGUUAUGAGACUCGAUGACAAUGCUGAGAGUGCCUGCGCUGAUGACAGCGCCGCUGGGGGGACUGCCAGCUUCCUGCAGCCCCAUCCACAUCCCUCCGCCAGCCCUCACAUGAUGGAUGUGGUCAGCCCUGGUUCUCCUCCUUCAGAGGUUGUUAUAAACACUUCUCCCUGCAAUGUCACUCCUGCUACGGCCUCCGAGUGUGAUUUUGCUGUCACGGCUAAUCCAGUAUCUCUGCUGUCUGUCACUGCCGCACCGGAUGCAUCUGUCCCCCACACAAAGACUCCUGCUCCUCUUCAUGUCCCCCACACAAAGACUCCUGUUCCUCUUCAUGUCCCCCACACAAAGACUCCUGCUCCUCUUCAUGUCCCCCACACAAAGACUCCUGUUCCUCUUCAUGUCCCCCACACAAAGACUCCUGUUCCUCUUCAUGUCCCCCACACAAAGACUCCUGCUCCUCUUCAUGUCCCCCACACAAAGACUCCUGUUCCUCUUCAUGUCCCCCACACAAAGACUCCUGUUCCUCUUCAUGUCCCCCACACAAAGACUCCUGCUCCUCUUCAUGUCCCCCACACAAAGACUCCUGCUCCUCUUCAUGUCCCCCACACAAAGACUCCUGUUCCUCUUCAUGUCCCCCACACAAAGACUCCUGCUCCUCUUCAUGUCCCCCACACAAAGACUCCUGCUCCUCUUCAUGUCCCCCACACAAAGACUCCUGUUCCUCUUCAUGUCCCCCACACAAAGACUCCUGCUCCUCUUCAUGUCCCCCACACAAAGACUCCUGCUCCUCUUCAUGUCCCCCACAUAAAGACUCUUUUUCCUUUUCAUGUCCCCCACACAAAGACUCCUGUUCCUCUUCAUGUCCCCCACACAAAGACUCCUGCUCCUCUUCAUGCCCCCCACACAAAGACUCCUGCUCCUCUUGAUGUCCCCAACACAAAGACUCUUUUUCCUUUUUAUGUCCCCUACACAAACACUCCUGUUCCUCUUCAUGUCCCCCACACAAAGACUCCUGUUCCUCUUCAUGUCCCCCACACAAAGACUCCUGCUCCUCUUCAUGUCCCCCACACAAAGACUCCUGUUCCUCUUCAUGUCCCCCACACAAAGACUCCUGUUCCUCUUCAUGUCCCCCACACAAAGACUCCUGCUCCUCUUCAUGUCCCCCACACAAAGACUCCUGUUCCUCUUCAUGUCCCCCACACAAAGACUCCUGCUCCUCUUCAUGUCCCCCACACAAAGACUCCUGCUCCUCUUCGUGUCCCCAACACAAAGACUCUUUUUCCUUUUCAUGUCCCCUACACAAACACUCCUGUUCCUCUUCAUGUCCCCCACACAAAGACUCCUGUUCCUCUUCAUGCCCCCCACACAAAUGCUCCUCUUCAUGAGCCACAUCAGGGCGCCACCAUCGCUUGCAGCCAUGGAUGCUGUUCCUCCUCCCUCUACUGUAUUUUCUCACACCCCCAUGAUGGGGCUGCUCCCUGCAGACAGCGAUCAUGGUCUUCCAGCAAUCCUGUCAGCUUCUGUUCUGAAUCUGGCAAAAAGUCAAUAGUUGGGCCAAAGGAUUCCCUCCCGUCGUGUUUUUCUCAGGCUCCCAGGGUCACAGUUUCUGGUUUAACUUACGAUUUGCUGCAGACAGCAACAGCAGACUCUGGAACGCCAGUGAUGUGCUCCGUUGAGGUUCAGCCCAACCCUCGUUCUGGCACCAACACCGAAAGAGCGUGGAGCCCGAUUCUGAGCCGCAGUACAGGCUGCAGUCAUGCCACAGGCACCUGGCUGUACAGCCCACCUCAGGAGACCAUAGCAGCGGUGAAUGAUAUCCUGGAGCACAUCUUGUGGUCAUCUGAAAAUGAGUCCGCAUCACGGUGCGUGAGUGAUGGUGAUGAACCUGAGGGGAUUGUGCGGGAGGAUGGAGGUGAAGUCCAGGAGGAAGCAACGACCCCUGAUGUUUUGGGAGAGCCUUCGAGCGAAGACACUUGUGAUGUGAACAGGUCAAAGGAUGCAGGUGGUCCCUUAAAAUGUUCAGAGGGUUCUCAGACAAAAACACAGCACCUCCAGGAGCAUGUAAUGCCCCUAAGAAACAUUCGUUCUCCAGUUCAAAAAGAACGAACUUUGGAACCAGAGCAACCCAUAAAAACCUCCCAGGACACCUCACACAUUCUGAUAGAGUCCCAGAUUUUAUCUUCACCCAUACACUCCAAACAGCAAAGUUCAAAGGACCUCUCCUGCUGUCCCUCCCCCAGUCCUGAGGGACUACAGAUUCCAAGUUUAAUGACGGAACACCUUCCAGCAGAUUCUUCUCCCAAAAGACUACAGAGUCCAAUCAUGAAGCAGCCAGUUCCCAUUGACUGUUCUAAAAGACCUACAGGUGUUCCUGAGGACAAGGGACCACUGGAUAACAGGUUGGGGAGCAGAGAGAAGGUAGAUGCAGAAUAUAAGAAGAGGAAAAUUGUGACAAGGAGUCAAACUAAGAAAAAUUGGACUAGGGAAGCUGAGGUUGGCAAAGGACAGACAAGUUUGAAGUGGAAAGAACAAUCGGCAAAAAGAGGUUUGCACAGCUAUAUGCCUACGUGGGAAAGACAUGCAGAAGGGACAGUUGUAAAGCGUUUGAGGCGAUCAGCAAGUUGGUGGGAAGAAGAAAAUAGUGGCAAGUUGCGAGGCGAUACAUUUAGGUCUGCAGAAAAGAGGAAGUGGGAAGGGCAAGCUGCAGGGGUACAUCUGAGGAAGGCUAGCACCUCUGUCUACCGCUCGACGAACAGGAGCACUUGGCCUGGGAAAAAGACUGGAAACGUUGCAGUGAAACGGGAAGCUCGUUGCUCGUCAGCAAGGGUGUGUAUCAGCUGCACUGAGAAAUCACCUUUAGACAAGCCGGAGCAGUUAGACAGUUAUGUAAACAGGCUGACUGAAGCGAAGACCCUGGCAAACAAAGCAGUGAGGACUGAGUAUGGUACGAGAAACCCGAUUAGUACGAGAAAAUACAAAGCAGAUGGAGUAGGCGAAGGAGGUCCCUCAAAGAGAGACACUUCAGAAAAAAUGUGUAAACCCCGUCUGAUCACUCAGGAAGUUAAAAUACCAAGAGAUGCCAGAGCUGAAGCCAGUUCAACACUUGGUAAGUCCACUGUCAGCUGCUGGAAAGCCAAGAGAUGCCAAGUUGUGAGUGAACGAAUGAAGAUGGGGGAUCUCCACACAGAAGGUAGACUCCGUACAAGAGGUAGGAAGAGGAGGAUGCAGGAUGCUGUGGAGCUGAAAACCAGACAGGGGCCUCCUGAUAAGCGAAGGGGGGGCAAACCGGUCUGCAGUGUUUGUCCGCAGCAGAGCAAAGUGCCACGGCAACCUUCACUGGACCUGCUGCAGAAGAGAGCGAAACAAAAGCCCAAGGAGCGGAACUCGCUCCUAAGGGGUGGGAAGGCGUACACUAUGAGGGAUGACAGCAGGCCGCAGAACUCCUCAGGCGUUCAAAACUUCAGGGAGCUGAUGCUGAUAGAGAAGGAGAAUCACAGGGAGGGGAGAGGAGGAAAGGAGGAACAAGAAGAACGAGAGGAUUGUAAGGAUGGUGUUGCAACCGGUGAUGAGCAGGAUUGCAUGAACGGAGAAGAAGUAACUGUGCAGGGUAAGUGCCAUGGGCAGAUCUUGGAAAGCAGAACCAAGAACACAAGAGACAGAGAGACCAAGAAUAAAGAGGUUCCUGGAGAACAUGACAGUGCAUUUGGCACAGAUGGAAAAGUUGGACAAACUGGACGGAGUGAGAUGGACAGAGUGGUUGAACCAGAGGCUGAUCGACCAAAAUGGGAGUGUGAAAACAAUCAAGAAACGAGAUCUCCUAGUGGGACUGAAAUACAAGACAUGUCAAAGGGAAACUCCAUAAUAUCAGGAUUGGCUGUGUUUCCUGGAACGCCGCACAAUGCGACCAGGACUUCAGGGGCAUGUCUGGAGUUGGAGGGCGAGGUAGACGUGGAAGUUGAAGUUGAUGUGUUGGAGUGCUCCAGCCCCAUCCGUGUCCCAUUCGAUGCACUACACUGGGGCGCAGCGCAGGGUUCAAAUGAGGCGGAGCCUUCCGAGGCGGAUGCUGGCGAGGAAGAUGAUGAGGGAGAGGAGGUUGAUGUGACUGGAGAGGAAUCUGAGUAAAGCCUUAUUUUCAAUCCCACAUAACAAACACCUCUUUGUCUCUCCACCAAACUCUCUCGAUUGAGGUGAGUUUGUCUAAUUUUUCAUAAUUAACUAGUACAUUAUAAAUGUACAUUCCCGAAAAGGUAGAUUGUAAACCAAUUUGAAAACAAAAAAACAAGCGGAGUUGCCUCAGAACCUUUAUUGAAAGUAAUCAGUUUCAUUUAAUAAAGCCGUGUAAAAUUAUACUGUCGGUGUGCUUCUUGUAACAAUGAAAAACCUUGCAGUAAAAUACCAGAAAUAAAUAAAUAGAAAAACCGUAACACCUGACUAAAUCAAACCGAUACUUAUGACCCAUGUGCUUGUUUGGAUGUCUGAUAUUGUGUCAUCAAGCAAUGAGUUACAGCGCGGCAGAAGACAAACUAUAAUAUCAUAGAAAUGUUGUCUCUU